Molecule: messenger RNA, 1852 nt
Organism: Cydia pomonella (codling moth)
Lineage: Eukaryota; Metazoa; Arthropoda; Insecta; Lepidoptera; Tortricidae
Product: HIG1 domain family member 1A, mitochondrial-like
Exons: 3
Coding region: 179-493 (104 amino acids)
Biological process (GO): mitochondrial respirasome assembly
Cellular component (GO): mitochondrion
Source: RefSeq, a predicted model, not a curated record
CACACGCGGACCCUCUGUCGGGACUCCGCUCUCAGCCGUCAGUCUCAGUCGCGAGUCGCGUUUGUUAACUUACGGUACUUACUCGCUUGUCAAUUGUUGAACAUUACAUACAUAGUCUUCACUGUUAUUAUUAGGUAGUCUAAAUACGUUAGUGUUAAUUUCCUUUCAGAUUAUUAAAAUGGCCCAAGGUAACCCCGUGUUUGAUUACCACGAAGAGUCUCAAAGCGAGAAAUUAGCGCGUAAAUCGAAGGAAUCUCCGUUUAUGAUUAUUGGUCUGGGCGGACUGGCGGCGGCGGUGGGCGUGGGCGCGUAUCAGUACAAGCGGCGCGGCGCCAUGAGCACCAGCGUGUUCCUCAUGCAGUUCCGCGUGAUCGCGCAGGGCGCCGCCGUGGGCGCGCUCACCGCUGGCAUGGCCUACACCCUCUUCAGGAAUCACUUCUUCAAGCCCAACAAGGAGGACAUCAUCGGCGCCAUCAAACCUAAUGGACACUGAUGCUCAAAUAUUGCAAAUCUGCUUGGUGUCUUAGUUUAAUCGAUCCGCAACCAUCUUCCUAGCACAAUAGCGUGAUUAGCGUCUAAUCAUCUCGCGGCACCCGCGAUUGUCUAUUUUACAAAACGAGUGAUUUUAUAUGUCAUAUAAGUAAAUAUUGAUGCUCGAGGAAGUGAGAGUAGUGAGCAAAGCAAGGAUUGUGAUAUACCUACUUUAUUAGUAUAGGUUCUAAACUUUCAGUUACACACAGAGAAAACAUACUUUUACGCUGACGACCAGCGCGUAACAAAUAGUACUACGUAAUUUACUUGUUUUAUAAAUUACCAACGUGUUAAUACAUUUGAGUAAAUUUCACCCCUGUUGUACCGGUCCUUAUUUUAAUUGCGAAGUAUUUGUAUUGCCUUUCUGGCCUUUAAUGAUUAAAUUAUUCUUUAAAGUAAAUCAGUUAUCUUGUUCGUGUGUGUGUGUGUGUGUGUGUACGAGGAAUAUACCUCAGCUGUGUUUUAUAUGUAUGUCACAGACUAAUUGUAAGCUUCCGCCUUUUCCAAAUGGCGUCGUCAUUUUACAAACGUGAACCGUUGUGCAAAUUGCAAGAAAAUAGCAAACCAUGGUCACCCUUAGACAACCAUCACGCUUACUUUGACAAUAUUGAGGCAAUUUGCAUUACAUUUCACGUUUGUAAACCGAUUGUAAAAGCGGAAUCUUACAAUUUGACUGCGACAUAUAUAUCCCAAAUCCGGAAAUGUCAUGUUGCACAGUACAACUGUCAUUUCAGUACAAAAUAGAAGACAGAUAGCGUAGUAGAUUUUAGUUGGAUAUAAAAUCGAUAAUUUAGUGUACCUACAACAUGUCUUUUUUAUUUGAACCACAUCUUUAAGAUAAGCAUUUGGAAUUAUUUAAAAUCGGAUAAACCAAAACAUUAUAUUCACUAAUAAGGCAGUGUUUAUCCAAAGUGGGGGUUCGGACCACAGCAGGGUCGCGAAGGCUCCAUAAGGGGAGCGGGGAGUUGCAAGAACAACACUGAUUGUCAUAAACUGUGGAGGACGGAUGAUUUCUUUUUGUGUCGUAGCGUGCGCUGUACAUUUAUUUAGUAUAUUAUUUGUAUUAGUUAGACCUAAUGGAUGACAGAUGAUGUGAUGUGAUGAUUCGGAUAGUUACGAGAUACCUUCUGAUUCCGAGUAUGACGAAAGCAAUUUUUGGACGCAGGCUAAUCGAGCAGAUCAAGUGCUCAGAAAAAUAAAAUAUAAAUUUAUUUGCGACAUUCGCGUAUUUUAUAUUCGUCACAUACCUACCUAAUAACGAAAUUCUAAAGUGAGUCUUCUUGUUACAUGUAUUACAGCAUUAAAUUAUUAUGAAAACAUC